This is a messenger RNA of Seminavis robusta, 933 nucleotides long. NCBI's taxonomy places the organism in Eukaryota, Bacillariophyta, Bacillariophyceae, Naviculales, Naviculaceae. The record is from the annotation of a GenBank genome assembly.
AUGGAGACUGUAACAAUCGUUAUCAACGACCCGUCCAUUGCCACAAGCAGUAACAAUGGUGAGGAAGACUCCUUUAAGCUCGCUUUAGUGGACGGCACCGAAGCGUCUGCACUUUCUCAGGCAGUGGCCAGUCGGACAUGCUACGAAGAAGGCUCUUUCUACUUGACAGCUGGGCCCAACCCCUCCGAUACAGUUGUGCCGUUAACAGCCAAGCUUCCAAAAGGACUGAAAUUGUAUCUACACGUGAAUCAGAAAAACAGGCGGAAGCCCAAGCAACAGGAAGUGACCUUUGUUGACGGUGAAGUUGAGGUGGAAGUUUCUAAGAAUGAUACGCCUGUGCCCGAAGCGAAUGAUGCGAAUCAAACUUCAGCGUAUGCUCCCAUUCCGAAGAAAGACGAGGAAGCCGGCAAUUCCAAAGAUGAGCCUGCCCAAAACCAGGAUGAAGAUCCCUCGGAAAUCGAUCCACAAAUCCGUAAAGGAUUGAUAUCCAGAUUCAUAGCGGUGAUGAACAUGGAGUUGUAUAAUCCCUUCAAAGACCUCAUUGGCCCCUCCAGCAGCAAACAAACCCAGGUGUUGGGCAGCAUGUUCUAUUUCAGCCAACUAAGUUCCGACUUGGCCAAUGAACGAACAUUUCUCGCGUGGAUUCGAACCAUGCUGGCCGCUGUUCGAACCAUCUUUUCCUAUGAAAAGGUACAGAGCGAUGUUACAGCGCGAGACAAGUCCCUCGUGGUGGCAAUCAUGAUGACGGCCACAAUGCUCCUCAUGGCGGGAUUUAUGGGUGGACAGCGUUACUACUCAACGCGAUACCUGCUGUUGUCUAGGGAAAGAAAGGAUACCUACAAUAUGAUCUCCCUUUCGCCGUUUGUGCUUCUUGGAUUUGCAAUCGCCGUCGUUACCAGUGUCGCGACGUAUGCUAGCAAAUGGUAUGGAUAA